UUCAUUGCGGAACUUCAGUUUCUACGAAGAUAGCUAAACACGAACAUACUCGGAGAAUCAAAUCGAUCUCUCGAUAAUUGUAAACCACUUUCAAGUUUGUUUCAAUUGCAAUUUGUGAAUAAGAAGCGAUUAAUUUUUUUUUUAUUUUUCUUUGUCAUUUAUUUAAGAAGCAAGUUACAUAGAUCACAAUGGCGCAGUUUGUAAUGGCAAUAUACGAUGAAUACCGCAAUCUGAUGGACAAUAAGAGUGACCCUAGAGUCAACAAUUGGUUCAUGAUGAGUAGUCCAUUCCCAACCUUAUUUAUUUGCUUAUUUUAUGCCUAUUUCGUCAAAGUUUUGGGUCCUAAACUCAUGGAAAAUCGCAAACCUUUCGAUCUUAAAAGAAUUUUGUUAUUUUAUAAUUUCUUUCAAGUGAUAUUCUCUGCAUGGCUGUUUUGCGAGUGCUUGAUAGCAGGAUGGGGAGGUCAAUAUUCCUUCCGUUGUCAACCGGUAGAUUAUUCAAAUAAUCCAAUAGCAGUUCGAAUGGCAGAAGGUUGUUGGUGGUAUUACUUCUCAAAAUUUUGUGAAUUUUUGGAUACGAUAUUCUUCGUGUUGAGAAAGAAGAACAAUCAGAUCACGACUCUACACGUAAUCCAUCAUGGAUGCAUGCCAAUGUCUGUUUGGUUUGGCGUUAAGUUCACUCCUGGUGGCCACGGCUCGUUCUUCGGCUUGCUCAACACAUUCGUGCACGUCUGGAUGUACACCUAUUACUUUUUGGCCGCUCUCGGACCAAAAGUGCAACGCUACCUCUGGUGGAAGAAAUAUCUGACCACCAUGCAAAUGGUUCAAUUUGUCCUUGUAAUAAUCCACGCGUUCCAGCUUCUUUUCAUCGAAUGUAAUUAUCCGAAAGCAUUCGUCUGGUGGAUCGGUAUGCACGCCGUCAUGUUCUACUUUUUGUUCCGUAAUUUCUACACCCAAACGUAUGAGAAGAAGCAAUCUUCCACCGUGGCGUUGAAGAAGGAACCAGAAACAGAAGAGAAAGAGAAGAAAGAGCAGAAUGUGAAGGAGAACGGGACGAUAUACGCCAACGAAUGCAAAAUGGCAACCGGAUACAUCUCCGACAGUGGGCUUAGGAACCGUGUGUUUAUCGACAAUCGCGGUUUCCAAAAAUAAAAAAAUUGCGAAAAUAAUCAUCUAUGCAUCGUAUUUCGUGAAUUCGCAAAAUCUUGUGAAUUCAUAUCGAUAAUGAUGUGAUAACCGGUCUAAGCAAUACAAACUUUAAAAGAAUAAGCUCUAAUUUGGCGAUUCUAAAUCCUAAAUCUUGGAUUGCAAGAAAUUGAAAUUAAAGAACUGCCAAAUUUCAUCCCUUAAAGAUUAAAAGAUUUAAGACUUAAGAUUAGUCAAUGAAAAAGCUCAUGUUUACAUGAUUACAUAUUAUUUUGAUGACAAAGAAAUUAAUUGCUCAAACAAUUUCAAAUCCUCAUGAAUAUUCUUGGAAUUAAAAAUUAAAAAUUGUAAUUGUUUGAUGACGCAGAUCAAAUGAAGACAAUAGUUCAAAUAAUUUCAAAUUGUCAUGAGUAAUUUUGAAAUUGCAAUUGUUUGAUGACAAAUAAUAGAUUAGUUGACAGAGAACUGAAAUAAUUUUUAAUCAAUUAUAACUAAUAUCUAGUUUUAAAGAUCUGCUUCUUCUCUCUCAUUGUUUGAAUUUUAACAAUGUUAUUAAUUGAUUAAUGGUUUCUUUUUUUUUUUUUUAAGAUUUACAAUUAAGACUUAAGAUCUAUUGUAGACCGAUUGUAAUCAAAUUUAUCACAAUUUGAUACGAUGUUAAAGAUAUCACAUGACGCGUUCCUUCUUUUUUGAAUUUUUGUCUAUUGAUUAUUAUAUGAAAUAUUAUUCGUUGUGAAAUUUUUCACAACGUUUCGCGUGUGCUUGCAGAUGUAUGUCUUUAUAUAUGAGCAAGACUGUGAAUGUAUGAGAAUUAGAGUAAGGAAGAUGUGAGGAGGAGACGUGGCGGCAAUACACCGCUACAAACUUAAGUAUCAUUUAAUUAAGAUUACGAGAAUUGCCAAAAAAAAUUUUUUUUUUUCUUUG
Molecule: messenger RNA, 2069 nt
Organism: Apis mellifera (honey bee)
Lineage: Eukaryota; Metazoa; Arthropoda; Insecta; Hymenoptera; Apidae
Product: elongation of very long chain fatty acids protein AAEL008004
Exons: 4
Coding region: 189-1151 (320 amino acids)
Biological process (GO): very long-chain fatty acid biosynthetic process; fatty acid elongation, monounsaturated fatty acid; sphingolipid biosynthetic process
Cellular component (GO): endoplasmic reticulum membrane
Molecular function (GO): fatty acid elongase activity
Source: RefSeq, a predicted model, not a curated record